This is a messenger RNA of Loa loa (African eye worm), 2670 nucleotides long. RefSeq names its product zinc finger protein. Gene Ontology annotation, molecular function: DNA-binding transcription factor activity; RNA polymerase II cis-regulatory region sequence-specific DNA binding. Bases 286 to 2670 code for a protein of 794 amino acids. NCBI's taxonomy places the organism in Eukaryota, Metazoa, Nematoda, Chromadorea, Rhabditida, Onchocercidae. The transcript has 19 exons. Gene Ontology annotation, biological process: regulation of transcription by RNA polymerase II. The record is from RefSeq and is a predicted model, not a curated record.
AUCAGACAAAAAAGAUGACAAGAAAUGUAACGAAAUGUACUUGUUCUUUCAUCUGUGAAAUCAUUUCAAGAGAAGAAACAGUAAUUUGAAUUUCAAAUUUCAUGUAAUAAUGAGCUAACAAGAAAGAAUUCUGUUUAUUUGAGCUCAAAUGAGACGAUCGGCUUUUGCUUCCUUUUCGCCAAUUACGAAAGGAUUGUGGAUAGAGAAGAGAUGCUGGAAGUUUCUGUAAACGAAGUGAUAUGUGCGCAGUCAGUUUCCAUAUACAAUUAAAAAAAGAGGAUCGUAAUGAUCAAUAAGGAUAAAUGCGACAAUAUGGAUCACAGUGAUUCAGUCAAUUCUACCAUGUUACAUUUUUCACCGCCAUCUACGACAUUUUCAACAUCUCCCAGAUCAAACUCUCCAAUUAAUGAUGGAUCAUCAUUGACAUUUGAUGGACCAACAAUUACACUUCCAUCAGGUGAUAAGACGACGAUUAUCUGUGAGCCAACAGUUAGUGGUGAUGCAGACAAUAGAUCAGCGCUAAAAUUUGCGCCAGUAAUCUGUGAGCAAGGACCAAGUGCACCAUCAUCACCUACAGGUCCAGGAAGUUCUCGCUUACGGCGUCCUUGUCCAUUAGAUGCAGAUGCCAUGGAACGAAUAAGCGUGUUGACGACGAAUUAUCUGGCAGCAAUGAACCUGAAUAAAUUAUCACCACUUAGUUCGUAUCCCACAAGCGAUUUGGGAUCCAGUCCUCGAAGUUCGAUUAGUCUAGCACCAAGCAGUUUAAGUCCAUGUUGGACUAAUUUCAGGGAUAGCAAAAAGUCAAGCCUCGAAGGUGAUGGUGAUUCGGAUGUUUGCUCCAAGGAUCUUCUUUCACCCUGCAUCUAUUCCCCAGCUCCAUACAGUCCAUUCAGUGAUUGUACGGAACCACCGGGAACCCCGCUAUCUGCGUGUGGUACAGGUGCAUCACCUGCUCUAUCACCUUUACUCUCAAUGCAAUCGUUGCACUUCAACUUUGAUACAAUUCGAAGUUCCAGUUCACUCUCAGGUCGUGUUGAUGUUAGUAAUCAUCUGCUGGUACCUGAAUCAAACCUGGACUUGCAAUCUAGGGAAAGGAGUCGUUCGGAUGGUGAAGUAACAUCGAAUGGAAACACUGAAGAAAUGGAUACUUCCGUCGGACAGUCUACCAUAUCGAUCCCAGCAACAUCUCGUCGUUUAUCGUCCACAUCAGGCCAGUACAAGAAACGAUUGUUGCAGAAGUAUGAAAAGGAGCAGGAAGAUAAAAAGAUUCAAAAACGUCAAUCAAAUCAAUAUGUUUCUUUGACCAGUACUUUUUGUCCAACUAACGCAGAGACAACUGUUAGUCCUAUAGAGGAAUCAAAAGAGUCAGAAGAAAAGAAUGCUACAUGGUUGCUAAGCAAAGAGGAGACAACCGAUGAUGGCUUAUCAAAAUCUACCGCUGAAUCUCAACCAAAGCAGCCGUUGUUACCAUCAAAUGAGCCGUUUGGAAGUCAACAACAAUUCAAUGUUUGGAUGCAACACCAACUUCUCACUUGGCGUAAUCAUUGGUAUCAGAAUGCAAGUAAAUUAUCAUCAAUUCAUAGCCCUGCUGUAAUUGGUAUAGGAAGAGCAUGUCUGUUAACACAACCUCGAGAUCAUAUGUCACGUGGAAUGACACGAAGCACUAAUUCGCCCGAAAUGGAGAGCAACAUUGGGCCAAUCAGAAGUGGAACAUUUUGGCGAAGAAGUCGUUCAGAAUCAGACGUUACUUUCGGAAACUACGUUUGUCAACACUGUGGACAGGCAUUUGGACUACACGAUAGGCUUGCGAAGCAUAUUGCUUCACGGCACCGUGAUCGUUCAGCUUCAAUUGCUGGUAAGGAUGGCUCAUCGAAAGCUCAUAAAUGUGCAAUGUGUAAUAAAUCAUUCGGUAGAAGCGACAUGUUAACCAGACAUAUGCGAUUGCACACUGGCAUUAAGCCUUAUGGAUGCCAAGUAUGCGGUCAGGUAUUUUCAAGGAGUGACCAUUUGAGCACACAUCAACGGACCCAUACCGGAGAAAAGCCGUAUCAAUGUCCUCAGUGCAGCUACGCUGCCAGUCGGCGAGAUAUGAUAACGCGUCAUAUGCGAACGCAUAUUCGUCCACCGGGAUCUCCCGAAUUCAACCCCUUAGCAAUAAGCCAAUUGUCACUGAGCCAUUCAAGCAGCCAGCUGUACCAAUCAGAUAUUAUAGUCAGCGAUACUGUAGGCCUGGUACCGCCAUGUCUUUCUUCCAGUAAUUUAUCACCGGUUCCUUCGCACCAGUUAAUGAGAAAUCCGUUGAUGAUGUGUACUGCGAAUGCUGCUACCGCGGUCGCUGUAACUGCGAUUGUUGACGAAAGUAAUUGUGACGAAACGGGCGAAAUGGGUCUAAAUCACCCGUGGAAUAAUUAUCGAUUGUUUUCGAUCCGAACUGCAACUGCGCCAAAUCUAAUCGGAUCAAACUUACGACGAAGUGCAUUUACGGCACACGGUAAGCUUGCGACAUCGUUGUCGGCAACAACUGCAUCACAAAAUUCACUAUUCAGCGCUAGCAAUUCACUCACUUUACCUAGUAAUAAUUCACCGCAAUCAUCGCAUUCAUCGCAAACAAGUCCGACCCUAUGCAGGCAAGCAAGUAUAGGUGGCUUUUCAUCCACUUGCUCCACCUGA